GUCGGCCGAUGCUGGUGAGAGGAUUUGCUGAUACCUAUUGCAAAGUGAAAAGCAUGUGCUCGACGAUAAAAAUAAUUUAUAUGUGGACAUUUCUUUGAUGAUUAAUAAAGACAAAUAUUCUCAAGAUGCCAGUAAAAGAUUUUUUCCGAAACAUGCAACCGGUGCAACUUUACGUUGUCCUCACCUUGACCAUACUAUUUUUUAUCACUGAACUGAUAGUAAGUCACCUCACGCACGCUUUGACAUUGCUCAUGGACUCUUACCACAUGCUCUGCAAUAUCUUCGCGUUGAUUGGAUGUAUUACCACCAUCAAGUAUGGAAACGGAACUGAUAAUCCAGGAGAGCAAGAGCAAGAUCCAACUGUCGAAGAAACGGUACUGAAAACCGAAUGCCAAGACAAAAAGACCAACAAAAGAGUGACGACAAGGCAAGAAAGAAAAUUGAGAAACACCUUCGGUUGGACGAGGAUAGACGUAAUCACUAUGCUGAUUUGUUGCGUGUUUUUGGCCUCAUUUAGCUUUUCGAUUUACGUGGAAGCUUUACAGACUUUGGCCCAUAUCGAUCAUCAGGAUGCCAUGCAUCAUCCGAUAUCUGUUUUGUGUAUAGGUGCAGCAGGAUUACUCCUAAAUGGUCUCUGUUACCUCCUUAUAGGCGGCUACACUUUUCACCAAGGAAGCUUCCUUUACGUCACAGAAAGCGGCGACGUGGUCCUAAAUAAAAUAGUAGUGAACGAUUCUGUAAGAAAAGGAGCAAGAAGAUUGUCGAGAACCAGACAAAUAUUCUCAUCUCCACCUAAAAAAAGACAAGGACUAUGGGAAAUGACCAGAGACGUAAUCGGUUGUGCCUUAGUAAUCGUUUGUGCCAUUUUAGUUAUAUUCACCGAACCUGAAGUAGCUAAAUUUAUAGAUCCUUUGAUUUCUUUGGUAUCGGCCACUUUUAUCAUGAGUUUGAGCUAUCCUUACAUCAAAGAAAGUUGCUUGAUUCUCUUGCAAACUAUGCCAGAUACCACAAACAUAGAUACAAUGAAAAAUGAGCUAAUUAAACAUUUUCCUGAUAUACUCAAUGUGCAUGAUUUCCAUAUUUGGCAAUUGACUGCUUCUAAAGUAAUAUCAACAGUACAUAUUAUUUUUGAAAAUCCCAAAAUUUAUCGUAACAUUAUGGAAGAAAUCAAAGAAUUUUUCAUGGAAAAUGGCGUCACUCAAGUGACAAUCCAGCCAGAAUUCUAUAGGCCAAGUGCCAGUAUGGAAAGCUUAACGUCCCAAAAACUACCGCCCGUAUGUUUGGUAGCUUGCCAAGGAGAGUUGUGCAGACUGAACCAUUGCUGCCAAAAUUACGAGGAACUCAGCAAAUUCAAGUCUUCGUCAAAAGAAGUACUUCCCAGGCCAGAACCCGCAACUCCUACACUGAAAUCGGUCAGGAUUAUUGACGAUGAACUUCACUCGUUGAGAAGUUCUAGUAUUAGUUUGAAUAGUUUAGAUGGAAAAUCCAGUUGUGAGAUUAGUAAGGAUGCGAUUAAAGAGGAAGAAAUUGAAUCAAAUUAAACGAGUAGUGGUGAAUACUAAAUGAAACCAAAUGUUGGCUGUGUAUUUUCAGCAGCUUGUUUUAGGACUUCAAAUUCCUCAAACACCAAUAAUCUGUGAUUCUUUAUUGAUAGUUUUUAAAUUAGAUAUAUAAGACUAACAAUACAAACUAUUAUAUUUUUUGAUAUAG
Molecule: messenger RNA, 1710 nt
Organism: Ceutorhynchus assimilis (cabbage seed weevil)
Lineage: Eukaryota; Metazoa; Arthropoda; Insecta; Coleoptera; Curculionidae
Source: the annotation of a GenBank genome assembly